GGGAGCCCGCAGAUCCGGGUCUCGUGGCAGAGAGUGACGUGGCCAAUCGGAUCAAAACAGAGGUGGGGGAGGACGCCGGCGCCGGGGAGCAGCGGCAGCAGCGGCACCAGCGUCCGGAGCGACCGCGGCUUACCCGAGGCGUCAGUCGGUCUUUCUGCCGAGCCUUGGUCACGGCUGUCACCCUCCCCGCCCCGUCGGUUGUUGUCUGGGCGGGUUUAAACAGUCAAGUUAAAUCAAGCUGGGUAAUCAUGGCAGAAGGUGGAUUUGAUCCCUGUGAAUGUGUUUGCUCUCAUGAACAUGCAAUGAGGAGGCUGAUCAAUCUGUUGAGGCAGUCCCAGUCGUACUGCACAGACACAGAAUGUCUUCAGGAAUUACCAGGACCCUCUGGUGACAAUGGCAUCAGCAUUACCAUGAUCUUGAUGGCCUGGAUGGUUAUUGCAGUGAUCUUGUUCUUACUGAGACCUUCUAAUCUAAGAGGAUCCAGUUUACCUGGAAAGCCAGCCAGUCCUCAUAACGGACAAGAUCCACCAGCUCCUCCCGUGGACUAACUUCGUGAGAUGGGAAGUAAAAAUAGCUAAACACCUUGCACGACCAAAUGAACGAAGAUGACCAGAGUACUCUUAACCCCAUUAGAACUGUUUUUCCUUUUGCAUAUGCAAUAUGGGAUGGUAUUGUUUUCAUGAGCUUCUAGAAAUUUCACUUGUGAGCUUAUUUUUGCUUCCUGUGUUAUCACCAUUCCCACUUACAGUAUAUUUGAGUAAAUGAUAUUAAAAAAAAAGUUACAUGGGGCUUUUUUUGGUUGUCCUAAGCCUAAACAUUUCACUCAUUCUAUUUAACUGUGAUAAUUUUUGUGAUGAUUUCUGGACUGAUUGAAGGAAAUUUGAGAUCUCUGCAUUUAAAUAUUUUAAAUAGUUUUGAUAGGCUUUAAAAUUGCUUUUUUGCAUAAGAUAUUUAUAAAGUUAUUUGGGCUUGUCUGAGAUUGUAUGAAAGAAAAUUAGAACCAUACUGUAUUUACGUUUACCAUGAUAGUUUAUUUGUGGGUGGCUGUUUUCUCUUGCCAUUGGGACUGUGGUGGCCUUCUAAAUACUUUAUAAAUUUUAGCUGAAAUCUGUAUGAUCCACUACAGGUGGCUUAUGUGGCUAGAAUCGGAGAAGAAGUGAAAUGGUUGCUAAGUUUUUUACUCCCGUUACGAAAUGUCUAAUGUUAAGAAAACUUUAAAUAAACAUGAUUAAUCAAUAUGGUGGAUGUUUAACUGCCCAUUAUAUGAUACUUGUAAUCCACUGUACACUAGCCUUAUAAGGGUUCGUGAAAGCAGGAGAAAAAUUAACUCUUUCUGCCUUUGCUGGGUAUAAUCUAUACAGUAAUAAUUUAAGCUAUAAUUUAUUUGUUAAAACUAGUGCCUCUCAGGAAGUUUCUUUUCUGUUCUGACACUUCCCUGUUAGAAUGAAACUCUUUUAGAGUUAGUUUAGGUUACUGAAAUUUGAAUCCCUAGUACUUAUUUACCCUGUGUUUUUAUUUGAAGAAAAAAUUUUGAGUCCUUUGUUAUUGUUCUGAUGUUAAAUUUUUUUUUUUUAAGUGAAUUCUUGGCUUACUCCAAGGGAAAAGGAAGAAAAUUAGAAUCAAGGAUCUUUUCCUCACCCUCUGUCUUCGUAAUGGGAUGGACUGGGACAGGGAUGAGCGUUAAUAUAAGUAAAAUUUUGAAAUGUAUAAAAAACUAAAAGGUUGCACUGUUUUGCUUAGUUUGAAAAAAAUGAAUACAGAUGGCAUAAAAAAUGUCUGCAUGACCUUUGUGGUUAUGGGAUUUUUCCUAGCAAGUGAUUACAGAUGACUUAAUGUGGGCUAGAAGAUAUUUUGCUAUCAAUGUAAGGGUUUUCCCCCCUAGAUCAGUCUAGCUUUUCAUUGUAUAGAUCUGAGAAAUUACUUGUAUGAAUUGAAUAAAUUUCUCUAUAUCAUUGUACUGUUUUAGAGUCUCUGAUACACUCAUGGAGUAUUCUUUUUCCUUCACUAUGAUCACAUUCUUGGCCAAAAGAGCAUCAUUUCAUUAUAUAAUUCAGUACUCAUUGUUUCAUUCCUCCUUGUGUAUCUUGGCUUUGAAUUCAACUUCUCGAAAUAAUAUAACCAAUUCUUAAUUACUUAUGCUAAUAGGAUGGCAACAUAACACAGGUAAGUCAGAUCCUGGAUAAAUGAGCACCACAGAGAAAAAGGUUUUUCUUCUUGCUGUCGCCUACUGGAAGCCUUCCCAGCUAUAGCUGGUAACAUAUUUAAGGCAGAAAGUGCAGGAAUAGCAUAAAAUCGAGCUACAUUCUGAUAGCAUUCCAUUUUUCUGCCUUUGCCCCCUGAACUUUGAAGGCUGGCCCCUCUAUCCUAAGUCUGUUCUCUAAGCUGCUAGAAAAACCAAUCACUGGCAGAGAUACUGAUGUGUACACUGAAUCCAUAGCUCACAAAUAAUUGAGAAUUGGUUUUGGUUUAAGAAAUGGCCAUAACAUGGAAACAGAAUGUCUGGUGUUAGCUAGAGGCCGGAAAAUCUGGAUUCUUAUUCUUAGUCCUUCAUUUCUGUCACAUAUACUUAGUUGACAUUGUAUGUAGGAUUUCAGCCUUUUCUUAUAGGGACCUACUUGCUUAGUAACAGAAGUUCUUAGUGAAGUAUUUAGUCUUGUUUUUUUUUUUUUUGCUAGUAAAAUUCCUCUGCAUUCCGGAAAAAGACAGCAUACUGCACAUAAACUAUUCUUGUUAACCUAACUAGUAAUUUAUAUUCUAUUUAAUCUUAAAACUUCUACACGUGGCCUUUUUAUUGAGCACAUCAUUACGUGGCUUAUAAACAUUCACCUGAACCAUGGCUACAAUCUUUUUAAAAUAAUUUGGAAAAAAGAAAGCUAAAACUCCACAUUUUAAUUACCUUUGACUUUUAAACAUUCCACAAAUGCCGUUAAGAGUUUAUUUUGUUGUAGAGUCAUUUAAUGUUCUUCUAUGCAAAAUAUUUUUUGCAUUCCAUAUGGAAAAAGUUAACAUUGGAAGUGUUUAUAGUAAAUGACGUUACCAUGUAGCUAUCCAGCCACUAUCCCAUGGGGCAGCGAGACAAAUUUUACAACUCGUAGAGAUUUUCUGAAGUAAUUAUUGAGUACAGCUCUUCCAUGGUUACUUUUAUGUCUUCGUGGUAUAUGAUGUGAUAGUGUUUAUGGAAUUAUAGAUAUCUUGCACUUCCAAAAGAACCGUGGGAAUCACUCUGAAUAAAGCUAAAAUUUGGUCAGCUCAGCUUAAGACAUAAUACAGCAACUCGAAGAAGGAAAAAUGAAGAGUUUACAGUUAAUGAUUAAAUUUUUGUUAUUGCAAUGGGAGGUUUAGUCUUAACAUUAUAAUAUUUCUAAAUGAAAAAUCAUAUGUAUUUGUUAUACCAUGUCUGAUUACUGUGUUAAAAGCAAAAGUGGUCCUGUGAUAUGCUAAAUGUUAAUUGAUGUUUUUAAAUGUUUAAAUCAUGCCAAACAAAUCAUUUCUGUGCCAUCCAGGGUUUAUUGUUAAUCUUUUCCUGAGUACUUGGAUUGGGAUAAAGGGCUUGUACUAUGCACUUUUUAUUAAUGAAUAAAUAGAAAACGUUAGUAACA
Loxodonta africana (African savanna elephant) is the source of this 3599-nucleotide messenger RNA. It is a transcript of the gene SMIM14, whose product is annotated as small integral membrane protein 14. The record is from RefSeq and is a predicted model, not a curated record. The transcript is spliced from 5 exons. Lineage: Eukaryota; Metazoa; Chordata; Mammalia; Proboscidea; Elephantidae. Gene Ontology annotation, cellular component: endoplasmic reticulum. Bases 249 to 548 code for a protein of 99 amino acids.